Molecule: messenger RNA, 990 nt
Organism: Linderina pennispora
Lineage: Eukaryota; Fungi; Kickxellomycota; Kickxellomycetes; Kickxellales; Kickxellaceae
Product: ribosomal protein S10
Exons: 2
Coding region: 60-941 (293 amino acids)
Biological process (GO): translation
Cellular component (GO): ribosome; mitochondrion; small ribosomal subunit
Molecular function (GO): structural constituent of ribosome
Source: RefSeq, a predicted model, not a curated record
UUUGCUUACACAAAUUCCAAACCAUUACUCUCUGUAAAUUCAGCUGCAUUUGGAACGCUAUGAUUCGGUCAGCAAUUCUCCGCCAGGCCACCGCAUUUCGCUCGGCAGCGGCAACAGUAGCGAAGAUCGCGCCGGUGACAGGGGUGCGCGCGGCGAGCACAUAUGCCUCGAUUCUGACAAAGGUGCUCGGCCAGGACGUGCAUGUCAAACCCAAGGCGAUUCCGAUCGAGGACGUGGACGCGAUCUUCAAGCAGCCAACGAUCCUGCCGAUGCCGCACAACAUCCCGGUCUGCCGCGUGGCAUUCCAGUCGUUCCAGCUGCAUCGUCUUGACUUCUACAUGGACUUUUGCCGCAAGGCCGCGCAGCACAUGGGAAUUCCGUGCACGGGAGUGAUCCGGCUGCCGCGAGUGACGCGCCGCUGGACCGUCCUGAAGUCGCCGUUCAUCCACAAGUCGUCGAUGGAGGUGUUUGAGCGCCGCACAUACAAGCGCGUGCUGGUGGUGCGUGAUGCUGAUCCCGAGGUUGUCAAGAAGUGGAUCGCGUAUAUUGACAAGAACAUCCCGGCUGGCAUUGGUAUGAAGCACCGUGCCAUUGAGUACGAGUCGCUGGACUACGCUACCCAGAUUGAGAAGAACAUGCAGACUCGCGAUCCGCGCAAGAUCAGCACCGAGGAGCUGAAGGCUGUCGACCGCACCCAGGAGGUCGUCAAGCGUGGUCGCCGCAUGCUAUGGACCACGUACAACAACCUGCCGGUCUACAGCAAGUCAGAUGUUGCUAAUAUGGCGCAGGAUGUUAUCAACCAGCUGAAGACCAACCCGAAGGCUAACAUUGAGGACAUCACCCGCACCGUUGUCAUGGGCACCCGGCCGCCUGUUAACAAAAAGCCCAAGAAGGCCAAGGCUAGCACUGAGCCAAGCACCCCUUCCAAGGCCGAGAAGUAGACCAAAAAUGCACUAAAUGCAAACACGUUUCUUUGACUGCUACAUGCGC